This is a messenger RNA of Cryptomeria japonica (Japanese cedar), 2002 nucleotides long. RefSeq names its product probable serine/threonine-protein kinase PBL10. NCBI's taxonomy places the organism in Eukaryota, Viridiplantae, Streptophyta, Pinopsida, Cupressales, Cupressaceae. The transcript is spliced from 6 exons. Gene Ontology annotation, molecular function: protein kinase activity; ATP binding. The record is from RefSeq and is a predicted model, not a curated record. Gene Ontology annotation, biological process: protein phosphorylation. The coding region runs from base 519 to 1817 and encodes 432 amino acids.
AGCAUUCCCAUGUCUCUCGUGUAUGUUUAAAAAAAAUUGCGACACUUUUUUUGACUCGAAUAUCAUACCAAGUAUCAUUGAGGACUGGUUGAAAUGCCACCUGGAACUUAGGAAGUCUUUGAUGGAACCAGUCAAUGGAGUAAAAGUAAAAUUCAAUGGAAGGACCUUUGAAUUCAUAUGAUGAAAAAAAAAACUGAAAUGGGUCCUUGCAAUCAAAUAUCACUAAUAGAAUUUGGCCUAAGAGGACUGCAGGAGCCUUGAAAGAAUCAAAAACUAUGGUGGGAGGAAAAAUAAGUUUUUGGUAGUCAAAAUAUAUUGGGAUUCGGUCUUCUGCACAACCCAUCUCAUAUUUUACUGUUUUGUUGCUCAAAUUGAUUAGUACAAUGAAUGCUCAGACAUGCAUUUGGCAUUAGCUGGAUUAAUAUUGCUGUAAAUUCCUGUAAUCCAGUUGAAACAAAUUGUGAAACUUGAAACGGCAAUCAAGGAUGUGGGUCUGAAGAUUCCUGCCGCUUGACUCCAUGGGCAAUUGUUUUGGAGCUGCUCUGAGAGCUGAGGUUUCAACUCAACUUAGCCCAUCACCAUCUGCAGGAAACUCAAAGUUUACGAGUAAAGAUGUUAAAUCCUCCAAUAAUUCUACUCAAAGCAUGUCGUCUCUCAGUUAUAGGACAGAUAGCAGUAACUUGUCAAAUCCUUUGUCCGAAGGUCAAAUUCUGCCCUCAGCUAAUCUGAAGUCCUUCACCUUUAAUGAACUUAAGAGUGCCACAAGGAACUUUCGGCCAGAUCAUCUUUUAGGAGAAGGAGGGUUUGGCUGUGUUUUUAAGGGAUGGAUUGAUCAACAAGGUUUCAUGGCAAGCAAACCAGGUGUGGGCAUGGUUAUUGCUGUGAAGAAACUGAACCAAGAAAGUUUGCAAGGUCAUAAGGAAUGGUUGACAGAAGUGAAUUAUCUGGGUCAACUUUACCACCCUAAUCUUGUGAAGCUAACUGGAUACUGUGCUGAAGAUGAUCAUCGCCUAUUGGUUUAUGAGUUUAUGUCAAAAGGGAGUUUGGAGAAUCACCUAUUUAGAAGAGGCUCUAACUACCAACCAGUUUCUUGGGAUAUAAGGAUAAAAAUAGCCACUGGAGCUGCCAAGGGGCUUGCUUUUCUCCAUAAUGCAGAAAAGCAAGUAAUAUAUCGUGAUUUCAAGACAUCAAACAUCCUUCUUGAUUCACAUUAUAAUGCCAAACUUUCAGACUUUGGCCUAGCCAAGGAUGGUCCAACUGGUGAUAAAACACAUGUCUCUACAAGGGUCAUGGGGACUUAUGGUUAUGCUGCUCCUGAAUAUGUGGCAACAGGCCACUUGACAGCAAAGAGUGAUGUUUACAGCUAUGGUGUUGUUUUACUGGAAAUGCUAUCUGGUCGACGGGCUUUAGAUAAGAACCGUGCUCCUGGUGAGCAAAAUCUAGUAGAAUGGGCAAAGCCUUAUCUGAAUGAUAAGCACAAAUUGUUUCGUGUUAUAGACACUAGAUUGAAUGGUCAAUAUUCAAUGAAGAGUGCCAAAACAGUUUCAAUGGUUGCUUAUCAGUGUCUUUGUACAGAAGCAAAAUUCAGGCCUACUAUGACUGAUGUGGUUGAAACACUAGAAGAGUUGCAGGAUGCCAAAGAUACAGCAAGGAAUUUAGAUAUUGAACAAUUUGGAAAGAGACAAUCAUUUACCGAUGCAAACAGGCACACUAAUGGCCAACCUAAGAUUAAGAACAUGAUGUAUCCUUCCUCUAGUUUCCCAAGACCUGGUGGUUACUCACAUUAUUUAUAUCAGCGGUCCCUAAAGGCAACAUAAUGUAAGCAUAGCAACAGAGUGUGGAUAUCAUGCAAACUGUAACGGGUUUGCAAUUUUCACUUCUUCUGUUUUAGGGAGUUGAUGUCUCUAGAUAGUAGCUUGGUUCUUCUCUUCCCCGUGUAUUUUCAAGAUUUGAUUGAGCUUAUGCAACAUUAAUAAAUACAGCUGCUAACUGAUUAAAUUAA